Stylophora pistillata is the source of this 4083-nucleotide messenger RNA. Its product is annotated as syntaxin-18. The record is from RefSeq and is a predicted model, not a curated record. NCBI's taxonomy places the organism in Eukaryota, Metazoa, Cnidaria, Anthozoa, Scleractinia, Pocilloporidae. Gene Ontology annotation, cellular component: SNARE complex; endoplasmic reticulum; membrane. Gene Ontology annotation, biological process: retrograde vesicle-mediated transport, Golgi to endoplasmic reticulum; intracellular protein transport. Gene Ontology annotation, molecular function: SNAP receptor activity.
UGUUUCUAAUUUUGGAUAUCGCUGCUCUUAUCCUUUGAAUUAUGGACAGAACGGCACUUUUCAAAGCCACUGUGAAAACAAUACGGACUAAAAAUAAAGCCCAUGGUGUCAAAGAGGCAGCAAAGGACAUUUUGGGUUUAAAAAGACACAAAGGUGAAUUUGGAACGAAAGCGAAAGAUGUGCUUUACAAUAUUACUAAGCUGAGAGAUUUCCUACUAAAACACCAAAAGAAUUACAUCAAUCCAUUCAGUAACCUAAGUUUAGAGUUGUCUAGUAUGACAGAUGAAGAGCGAGACCAAAUAGACACAGAUGCAGAAUCGUACAUGAAAACAUGCUCAGUUGCUAUACAAACUCUCAAAAGUGAAGCAUUACACCAGAAGAGCAGUGAACAAGUAAUGACUCACAGAGAAGUUGUACUGGAAAUGCUUGGACAAUAUUUAAAAGUGGUUUGCAAGUUGUACAGUGAACAAAGAGCAAUCCGAGUUAAGAGAGUGGUGGAAAAGAAGCGAAUAUCCAGACUGCAACCCGAACAAAAAAGAUUGAAACAAAACUCACCUGGACAGCUUGAUUCUAAAUCCUCUACCUCAGAAGUCAAAGAUGAUGUUUCAAAAGGAGAAUCUACAAGUCUAGCACAACCAUUAGAUUUGGCCCCUCCUCCUGCUGGGGAGGAUGAGGAAUUGACAGCAGAGGAAAUUCAGAUGUUUGAAAUGGAAAACCAGAGGUUGUUUACAGAAAUGAACAGUUUGGUGGAUGAAGUGAGGCAAAUUGAAGGAAAAGUGGUAGAAAUAUCUCAGCUUCAAGAAAUCUUCUCUGAAAAGGUUUUACACCAGUCUGCACAGAUUGACAGAAUACAUGAAAAGGCAGUAGGAACAACAGAAAAUGUCAAGGGAGGAAAUGAACAGAUAAGAGAGGCUAUCAAGAACAAUGCCAGCUUCAGAGUUUGGAUACUUUUCUUUCUGGUGAUGUGUUCACUAUCCUUGCUCUUUCUUGACUGGUACAGCUAAAUGGGGAAAAGUGCUUUGAAGUAAAGUCAAUUUUAAUUGGAUCUUAUACAAAGAAAAAAAAUUGAAUUUCAUUCUGCCCAGAGCUGUGAUGGAUAAAACAUCACUUCUUUUUUUCAACCUAGAACAGAAAAGUAACUUUCAGAGUUAGAAUUUCAAAAAGCAUUUAAUAACAGAAUGGUGGUAAUGGUGCUUUUAAACCAGAAUGAUUUCCAUUGCAGUAAAAUAAAUUAAUUUUUUACCAUUUUGUGUCAUGAUGUUCUUUCUUACAUUCAUCUUAUUGUGCGUAGAAAAUUUGAAGUAAGUCUGUUUAGGAUCAAAAUGAAGUGGUCAAAUGUUACAGACUUGUAAUUAAUGAUGGUUGGUUGCACAGUUUCUAAGUGUUUUUUAAUUGGUUAUCACUAAUUAAAUGUUCAAUUGGUGCUAAACAAUCUAUGUCUGAGUGACAACUUCCAUAUUUCAUCAAAUAAGCAGCCACUCUUAAUAAGUGCCCUUCCCCAGAAAAAGCACCCACCACCUAAGUCAUAUUGUCAAACAAGUGCCCCCCACCCUCACUUUCCUAAUAGUAGGGAUACAAGGAAAACCUGUUUCUCUAACCACUUUAUUUACAACUUUUUAAGCUUGAAUUACAGUGGAAUCAGAACAGGAGAAUUCCAGUUCUUUCUAUCUCCAUGUGCUUGCAUAGUUCCUUUGUGUGGGUUAUCUGUACUUUUAAUUUGUCCUAUUGCUAUGCAAGAGAAGAUUCACCCCCCCUUGAUAAUAGCACCUUACUUCCAUUAAGCACUCCUCCAUUUAGUCAGUAUUUUGAAUGAACAAUCGUGUGUUAUUCAAGGAAAUAUAGUAGAUAUGAACUGGGUUUUUCAAACUACUCAUAGAUUAUGAUUACUUCAGUACUAUUGUUAUAUAUCUCAGGCAGUAAAUAUUCAUCAUUAAAAAAAAUUUAUCAUAAAGAUCUAUACUGUUUAUAAAUUAGAAGGGUUAAAUAAUUUUGAAAUUAUAUUGGGCAGACCACUUUAUCACUGUUAAAUUAAAUGUGGUUAAGCUCAAGAUUAGGUAAAGCCUGUUUACCAGCCAAGUGGCCUAUUGGACUGGUGCUUAAAUGCAGCAUCAGUGGCACAAAGCAACUAUAAUAAUAAUAAUAAUAAUAAUAAUAGUAGUUUAUUCACAAUUAAUCACACACAGAAAGCAAACAAAAACUAACAAACAAUACAUUAACACAAAAAAUUCAUGAAAAAUUGUGAAUGGAGGUAGAAAAGGUUAUCCCUUUCUAGUCCACCUCCUUAACAUAAUUUUAUAUAGCAAUAUUAAAAAAUCCUAAUUCCUUAUCUAUAAAUUCAAAAACUAUACAUACAAGUAGGUAUACUUAUAUAAUAAAAGUUUAAAAUGGUAAUUAGUUUAAAUCGUGUUUUAAGAAAAUUCAUUAACUAGCUUAUUUCUAAAAGUUCUUAAGUCUUGCUUCAGCGGUCUCUUUUCUUAAAUUGCUCCAUAAAUUAACAAUGCGAAGGAAGAAAGAAAGAGUGUUUAUAGCAAUUUAACUUAGCAGAUUUCGUCUUAAGCUUGAAGCGAUGGUUGGAUCUCAGCGGUCUGUAUUUGUCCGCAAAGCUAAGGAAUUCGUAUGGAUUCAGACAAUUCAGUCCAUUUAUUGUCUUGUAGCAUUCAGUGAGUGAUGAUAAAGUUCUCCUUUCUUCUAAUGAUAGCCAUUUAAGUCAUUUCAAUCGAUCUUCAUACAACACAUUAUUUGCAGUUAUAACUAGGAGUAUUUCUACUCCCUACUGGAUGGAAUGCAAGUCCAUCACAAAGUUACCCCCAGCAUUAAAUUUGCCUGUACCCAAGAACACAACAAUGCGCCCCUGGCCAGGGCUUGAACCCAGACCACUUGAUCUGGAGUCAAGCAUACUGAUCAUGAGGCCACCAUGCCUCCCUGACUUAAGAUUAGGACCAACAGAAAUAAAGUGGUUUAUCAAUCCCUUGGAUAUAAAUAAUAAAUUCACUUUGACACAAAGUUCAAAAGUGCAUUGGUUUUACUGCCAUGUCAAAAAAACUUGCAUUCCCCACCAAACAGUGACAAAAGAUAUGUGGUCACCUUUAGAAAAAUAUUUUUCUCCAACUAGAUUAGAAACAUUUCUGAUAAUCACUAUUUUUUUUUUUUUUUUAGAUUAUAGCACAAACAUUUAAUUUUUAAGUUUAAAAUAAAUUUAAAAAAUUAUUAAUUCUCAAAAAAAUACUAGUACAAGAAUAGGUUAUUAUUUCUGAAAAAUAAUUCUGUAAAGUAGAAAAUAUUCCAUUGAGCCAGUAUUCAGGCAUGUCCUUUCAAUUUUUUCCACACCAUUUGGAGCUUUGAAUCUUAAUGUUAUUAACCUUAAAAAACUUCUGUCAACAGAGGUUAUCAAAUCUAAUUCUAGGUUACACACCUGCAUAUGAUAAUGAAAACUAAAGCACUAUGCUGAAAACCUCUUUAUAACUAUGUGUUGUAGUUAGUGUUGAAGGAACUCUUAAAAAAUAAAGUUGAGAGGCUGGCAUUAUCUAUUCAAGAAGCCAGGUGUCAUUUCGCACAUGUCUCAUCUGCAUUAUUUUCAUGGCACAGAUCUCAUCUGCAUUUUUUAUUACACCAUGAAGAUUUUACCUAGUACAUCAGUAAACUACACCUGUCCAUUUGUUUCAUUCAGUAAGGGUAUGGUAAAAAAAAAGUAAUGCAUUUAAACACACCAGGCACAAUGGAGCUGACUUGAAGACCUAUAUAUAGUGUCUUAGCUGUCCAUUAAAACCACUUUGGAUGAUGCAACAUACAAACUUAUUACUAAGAAUUAAUUCAUUAAUAAAACUUAAGAAUUCAUUAAUUAAUAAAACUGGGUAAAUCCAGGUGCGCAAUAUCAAAGUCAUCUGACUUUGCAACAAAGUGGUUUGAAAUCUGAAACGUUUAUCCUAAAUUUAAUUACACAUAAGAACUACAGUUGCUGAUAGCCCUUCUUCAUAUUUACAUCAGAAAAGUUAAUUUCAACUACAGUGGCCCAUUUCUCAAAAGUCCCAGUAACUUAAUGGGCCUGAAGCCAUGUUUAAAAAUCAAAAUUCAAAGAAAAGAAAA